Molecule: messenger RNA, 4791 nt
Organism: Podarcis raffonei (Aeolian wall lizard)
Lineage: Eukaryota; Metazoa; Chordata; Lepidosauria; Squamata; Lacertidae
Gene: NEXN
Product: nexilin F-actin binding protein
Exons: 14
Coding region: 340-2373 (677 amino acids)
Biological process (GO): homophilic cell-cell adhesion; mitochondrial fusion; dendrite self-avoidance
Cellular component (GO): plasma membrane; axon
Molecular function (GO): cell-cell adhesion mediator activity
Source: RefSeq, a predicted model, not a curated record
UGCUGCGUCGGGACAGCUGCAGCCGGGCCGGGGCUCGCUUGGAAUGCGGGAGCGGGCUGCGCACCGGGACUUUUAUGGAAACUUGCAGAGCCCGGCGCUGCUGAAGCCGCAGCCAAGGGGCGCGCGGCGGCGGCGGCGGCAACAGCAGCAGCAGCAGCACCACCAGCAGACGGUAGCAGCAGCAGCAGAAGAAGCAGAGCAGCUUCCCAGCUUCCCUCCCGCCCACCCAGCCGCUGGGAUUAUCUGGAGACGCAGAGCGAAGCGCGCAGAGGGCUCUCAGGUAAAGCCUGGACACAUCCAUUUUUGCACACUGCUGCUGCUAGAUCACAGAAAGUAGCCAUGAAUGACGUUGCACAGAAGACAGAGAUUCUGCUUUCUUCGUCUAAACCUGUCCCAAAGUCCUAUGUGCCCAAACUUCGAAAGGGUGAUGUAAAGGAUAAAUUCGAAGCCAUGCAGAAAGCAAGGGAAGAAAGAAAUCAAAGGCGAUCUAGAGAUGAGAAGCAAAGAAGAAAAGAACAGUAUGUUAGAGAAAGAGAAUGGAGCAGGCGGAAGCAGGAGAUGAUAGAACUACUUGCUUCUGAUGACGAGGAAGAAAAGUCUAAAGUUGAGAAAGCUUAUGUUCCAAAACUAACAGGGACUGUCAAAGGGAAGUUUGCAGAAAUGGAAAAGCAGAGGCAGGAGGAAGAAAGGAAAAGAAUGGAAGAGGAGAGGAAGCGGAGGAUUGAACAAGACAUGAUAGAGAAAAGGAAAAUUCAGAGAGAACUAGCAAAGAAAGCACAAGAGAUUGAUGAGCAGUUAAACAAUUCGGGAAGCGAAUCGGCAUCGGAGGAAGGUGAUGAUUCAUUGCUAGUGACAGUAGUUCCCAUAAAACCUAGCAAAACACCUGGGAAGAUGAAAAUAAGUUUUGAGGACCUAGAGAGAGAGAGAGAAGAACAAGAAAGGCGAAAGCUUGAAGAAGAAAAGCGAUUGAGAUAUGAGCAGGAAAAGCAAGCUCUCAGGGAAGUCAAAUAUUUCUCACCAGAUGUGGAUGAAGAUGAAAUGCUUGACAGCGAAAGAAAAGAAUCACCCAGCCCUGGCAAAGUGAAACUAACAUUUGAAGAAUUGGAAAGACAGAGACAAGAAAAUCAGAAAAGGCAAGCAGAGGAAGAGGCGAGGCAACGUCUGGAAGAGGAAAAACGUGCAUUUGAGGAGGCAAGGCAGCAAAUGCUAAAUGAAGAUUAUGAUGAUCAGGAAAAUGAAAAUUCCGUCAAGGAGUUCCGUCCUGGGAAACUGAUACUUACCUUUGAGGAAAUAGAAAGGCAAAGGCAAGAAGAAGAAAAAAAGAGAACAGAAGAGGAAGCCAGAAGGCGCAUAGAAGAAGAGAAAAAGGCAUUUGCUGAAGCAAGAAAAAGCAUGAGUCCAGAUGAUGAGCUUUCGCCAAUGUCUAAAACUGUAUCCCAAGAAUCUCUCACACCUGGAAAACUGGAAAUUAACUUUGAGGAGCUACUGAGACAAAAAAUGGAAGAAGAAAAGAGGCGUACAGAAGAGGAGCGCCGACAAAAACUGGAAAUGGAAAAGCAGGAAUUUGAGCAGCUCAGACAAGAAAUGGGAGAGGAAGAGGAGGAGUGUGAAACCUUUGAGCUAAGCAGGGAAUAUGAGGAGCUAAUAAAAUUAAAAAGAAGUGGUUCUAUUCAAGCGAAGAGCUUGAAGAAAAAGUUUGAGAAAAUUGGGCAGCUCUCCGAAGAAGAAAUACAGAAAAAAAUUGAAGAAGAAAGAGCAAGGAGAAGAGCUAUGGAUCAGGAAAUAAAAGAAAGGGAAGCAGAGAAAUUUCAAGAGGAAGAUGAAGUAGAUGUAAAGCCAGCCACAAAAUCUGAAGCUCCAUUUACACACAAGAUAGACAUGAAGGCCCGAUUUGAGCAAAUGGCAAAGGCAAGAGAAGAGGAGGAGCAGAGAAGAAUUGAAGAACAAAAAAUGCUACGCAUGCAAUUUGAACAGAAGGAAAUUGAUGCUGCAUUGCAAAAGAAAAAGGAAGAGGAGGAAGAGGAUGGCAGCAUUGUUAACGGCUCAGUCUAUGAGGAUGAAGAACAGCAAGCACGUUCUGGUGCUCCAUGGUUCAAAAAGCCUCUUAAAAAUGUGUCUGUUGUGGAUAGCGAACCAGUAAGGUUUACUGUUAAAAUAACUGGAGAACCCAAGCCAGAGGUUACAUGGUGGUUUGAAGGCGAAAUGUUGCAGGACUGCGAGGACUAUCAAUAUAUUGAGAGAGGAGAAACCUACUGCCUUUACUUACCAGAAACUUUCCCAGAAGAUGAAGGAGAAUAUAUGUGUAAAGCAGUAAACAGCAGAGGAACAGCAGCUAGCACCUGUAUUCUCACUAUUGAGACUGAUGACUAUUAAUAUCCUACUUUUUCUGGAGCCUUCCUUCCCUAAAUUUACUACAUCCAUCUUUCUUUCUCUCUCCUGUGGUGGGGCCAACAAGAAGUUGUCUAUCAUUCCUCAAAUAAGAUACCCAAUUGCCAGAUUUAUCUCUUGGUUUCAGACUGAAGUUUGGCAACAGAAGUUUGGUUCAUUUGACAAACAAUGGCUCAAUUUCCACUUGUAAACAGCACUGUGGCUGCUUGUUAAUGCCACUGAAUUGCUUCUGUGACAAGGAGAUUCUUAUCAGGAAAGCCAAGCUGUUCAUAUGAAACAGCUUGUCAUAUGAUCCCAUCAAGUCUUCACCAUGUUAAUCAAAAUGCACGAUUGUCUUGAAUGUGAUCGGCUACUUCAUGUAAGGUUACCCUAAGUAGCAGACUACUUAAUGUUAGUUUUCAUAUAGAAAAUUCAGCCAAAACCAUAUACAAACACAGUAUUAAAUCAAAUCAAAUCCAAAGACCACUUAAUUCGUACUACAUAAAAAAUGAUCUUUAUUUAUUUGGUCCUGGAAGCUUUGAGAGCAAAAAGUGUAUUUUUUUGGUUAAACUAUUAAGUAGCCAAAAAUAAUGUAGUGCUUUAUUUAAGUUAUGCCUUUGUUUAAUGCAACUUUUCCUUUAAUAUGCUUUAAUAAAAUUAAACCAAGAUUAUAUUGGCUUGAAAGCAGGAUUAUGUAACUAAAUGUGUACACACAGUUGUAUGUCAUGUUCUUUGAAAUAAAACAUUUGCAUUUGUUUUGUAUUAGAUGGUAGGCGUUGUCCAGCAUCUUGCUUGGAAUAUUGAACCAAAUUUGUAUCUUUCAGGUUGGAAGUGUUAGAAUCAUAGUGAAUGAUGUUUCAACUUACAUCUCGUAUUGUAUAAUUAUUUACUGAAUCAUCUCACUCAGUAUAUACCAGACACAAUACAGAAAUAUGUAUGUAUAACAAGAUAUUACAGCCAUGCUUUUUGCUACAUGAGAAACAACCAACAGAACUCCAAUACAGACUAAAAUGUGUGCUGGAAUGGAGAGAUAUGGAAGAAAUUUGCAUAAUCUUCCAUGGGAUUUUGGCUUACUUUUAUUGAUCAGGACAACUGAUUUACAUUUUAUGCAGGAGAUAACUGGGUCUCUUCCUUAUGUUGUACCAAAUGACUUAUUCUGUACCUGAACUGGAAGGUUAAUAAAUAUGUUCAGUUCCUAAAAUUGAGCAUGUUCUUUAUUUAAUACAUGCACAGCUGCAAAUACUGGAAGAAACGGUAACACUUCAUCUUCCACUUGAAAGCUUUAAGUACCUGCCCCUUACCCCCAAAAAACCCACAGGAGACAAAUUACCCAUUAGUUUACAUUUAUUGAGAACUUAUACAAAAACAUUACAAUUAAUGUGUAUUCAUGAGUACAUACAGUGUCAAUAUUGCAAGCUCAACACAACAUACUGUAAAGCAUUUGAUUUACCUCACGUCCAAGCUGCAUGUCCCUAAGAUACUUCCCAUCACAGUAGCCUUUAAAAGACAAUCUUCUUUUUUUUACACGGGUAGUUUCUGUAGAGAACACUAUCUUAGGACGAAAAUGCAUCUUGCAUGCAUAUAAGAUAAAGGUUGCAUAAACACAGGACUUUCAUAGGGUACUACCAGUAGGAAAGGAGUAGCUACUGUUUGCAUUGUGUAGGGCCGAAUGUUUUGCCUUAUGAACUGCUAGUACACACAACAAAAAUCGAAAAGUUCUUUCUACUGCCUAGAUUAUGAAAAGAAAGAUUUCUCAGCAGCUGAUGUAAUGUUUUCAGAAAGGUGAAUGAUAUAGCCUACCUAGUUACUAAAAAUAACUGCAAUUUACACGAAUCUAAAGUUCACUUUUUUAAACUAGCAAAGCAUAUCCUAUACAGCACACAUACUGAAGGGUGAUCUAUAAACAUUGUUAUUAGUUGAAAUUAAGAUCAUCUUUCCAAACAUUCAUUACUCUCACUGCCUAACAUUCUGUGACCGGGAAAUUUGCACUUAUUUCCCCCCUGCCAUAGCACAAGAACCGCUCAAGGAAAACGAGGCAACUAUGUAUAUAAAGGUUCGAACUCAAUGAAUGGAAUGGAACCUUCUGAUUCAAUGCAAGGUUUCUGACAGAAAUCAGACAAAACUGAAUACCAAAACUACACUUGGUGCAAGAAGAUGCCUGUAGGUCCACCAGCAAAUUGAUAAUGAAAAUAAAAAAAUGCUUAGUAUAAAGAUUAUCAAAGCAGAUGCAUAAUCCCCUAUGCCAACAAUUUCAUUCUAGUUUCUAUUACAUCCCUUCCCUUGAAAUUUCAAGCUAUGUUUAUAUUAAAAACUGAGCAGCGAAAACAAGCUGUUUUAAAAUGGGGAAACAAAAUCCAACAGAGAUGAAGCUCUUCAGCACGUAUCUAGUUCUCAUAUAAUAAUGAAAUCUGACAUGUUGAACUA